Malaya genurostris is the source of this 1645-nucleotide messenger RNA. It is a transcript of the gene PolD3, whose product is annotated as DNA polymerase delta subunit 3. Gene Ontology annotation, molecular function: DNA-directed DNA polymerase activity. The transcript is spliced from 4 exons. Gene Ontology annotation, biological process: nucleotide-excision repair, DNA gap filling; DNA strand elongation involved in DNA replication; DNA replication. The coding region runs from base 162 to 1604 and encodes 480 amino acids. Gene Ontology annotation, cellular component: nucleus; delta DNA polymerase complex. NCBI's taxonomy places the organism in Eukaryota, Metazoa, Arthropoda, Insecta, Diptera, Culicidae. The record is from RefSeq and is a predicted model, not a curated record.
UUGAGUUGUCAAACAUGUUUUUGUACGAUAGCUGCGAGUGCGAAAUAUUCUCGAAAUAAUUUUCCGAAUUAUAUUGCUCAUACUAUUACAUAUUACGUUUAGUUGAACCUAGUUAUAUCUUUCUCAGUUGAGACGAGUUUGCAAAUUCGUAUUUCGUGAAAAUGGAGCCAGUAUUAGAAAAAACCUGCAUGGAGGAAAUCAGUCAUACAGUUCUAGAUUCUCAACAAAAGAUGUCUGUUCGAACGAUAUCCAAUAACUAUGGGCUGAACUUCGCGGAAGCGGUUGCAAUCUUGCAGAAAUGGAUCGAAAAAAAUGCCAAUAAGACAAAACUCAUAAAGGAAUUCAUUGUUCGUGGUAUUGAUUCUCAGAAGGGAUGUGCCUUUAUUACUGUGGCUAGUGAGAGGAAACUUAAAAGUAUCCAAUCCAAAGCCAAACAGGUUAACAACUCACUCUACUCAGUGGAAGUCGCUUCGGAAUCGUCGCGAAAAAUAACAGUUCCUGAAGACCAAGAAUUCAAAGUAAUUAAUCUUCCUUUGGAGACGGAUAAGCGAAACAUCAAAACGUUCGUCCCCGCUGAACUUCCUCCGGCCACGAUUAAGAAAGAACCAAAGUCAAAGAUGAAUUCUAUGUUUACGGCUGGACCAUCUAAAUCUGUUACAAAACAGGAGCCUCCUAAACCGACGAUCAAGGAAGAGAAGCAAAGCUCUCCACCGACAACGGCAAAGAAACAGGAAUCAACACAAUCGUCCUCUCCGAAGAAAUCACCAACAAAAGGUUCUCCCAGUAAGAAGAAAGAUGCCAAAAAGCCGGUUACAGGAAAAGCUUCCAUUGCUUCAUUUUUCUCCAACAAGCCGGCUUCUUCGAAACCAGCUGCAGCUUCAACAGUGACAGUGAAAGAAGAAAAAGUUUCACCAACGGAGAAAUUAACAGAGGAGAAGAAACUCAAUGGUAAUGGUCAUCAGGACGAGUCACUGCGUUGGAAAAGGAUGAUUUCGGAUGAGUCGGAUGAUGAUGAUGUGGUGCCAAAUACGCCACAAGACAAGAAGGAGCACAAGAAAGGCGGAAGUGUGAAGAAACCGUUAACAUUCAAAAAAACUGCAGCGAACAAGAAGGGAGCCAACCCAAGCAAAAAAUCUAGAAUCUUGCAAAUCGAAGAUUCUAGUGAAGACGAAGCCGAUGAAAAAAAUCUCGAAGAGCCGAAAGAGCGAGAGAUCCAGUUUGAUAUUGGAAUAUCGCAGGAUGUGGAUAUGAAGGAAGAUGAGGUAACGAAUACGAGUCCCGUGAAGACAUCAGAGAAUGAUUCGAACGAAACACAACGGAAAAAGGCUAAGGUUAAGAAAUUAGUCACAAAGACGUUCCAAGAUGAAGAGGGUUAUUUGAUUACCGAAAAAGUCUACGAAAUGGUUUCCGCCUCGGAGGACGAAGCAGAUGAUGUGUCUAACAACAAUGCCGCCACGAGGAAAGAUGUUCCGAAAGAAUCUUUACCAAAUGGUAGAAGCGAUAAAAAGCAUAGCAAAGCAACAGAUGAAAAGGUUGGUAAGGCUACACCACCCACACCUAAAACUAAGCAAGGCUCGAUUAUGAGUUUUUUCUCUAAAAAAUAAUUGUGGUUGAAUAUCUUUAAAAUAAAAAAAAAGUACAUACA